Penicilliopsis zonata CBS 506.65 is the source of this 1474-nucleotide messenger RNA. RefSeq lists its product as hypothetical. Lineage: Eukaryota; Fungi; Ascomycota; Eurotiomycetes; Eurotiales; Aspergillaceae. The record is from RefSeq and is a predicted model, not a curated record. The coding region runs from base 29 to 1363 and encodes 444 amino acids. The transcript has a single exon.
GUCUCUCUAUUAAAUCCUGUCAUAUAAUAUGGAGAUACUCUUCUUUAUCGGCCUCGCCUCGGCAGCAGUGACUGUCACAAAGACCAGUCAAGGCCCUACCGGAUAUGAGGUGACCAUCAGCUAUCAGAAUGCAAGCGUGGACAGCGUCAUCAUCUCCAGCCUCCCCCAUCUGACAGACCAGUACUCGACCAGCUUCUGGUCGUACGCCAACUUCGAUCUGGCCGAGUACAAGCCUGGAGACUUCCAGCGCGAUCCCCAAGUGGGCUCAUACUAUCCCAUGGAGCAGACCAGCCCUGGCGAGUUCACCUGGACGCGGCCCUUCCCCAGCGGGACAUAUCAGUAUUCGUUUCUGUUGAACUGCGCCAACGCCAGCCUCUGCAACACCACGACAGGCCAGGAGAUCACCGAUCCGACCAACCCGCCCUUUGAGACCGUCGCAGGCUCUGAGCUGGUCUCCUCGUUCCAGGUUCCGUACGAUCCGGAAUUCCAGUAUUAUCCCGAUCUGCCAUUGAACCAGGACUAUGCGUUGCCGUACGGGAACAACGCCAGCAAGGGCCGUAUUGAAAUCGGCACGUAUCCGUCGCCGGGCUCUAUCAGUCCCUCCGAUGGGAUUCACGAUUAUGUCGUCUACCUGCCGGCAGGGUAUGACGAUGAUGCCUCCAACUCCAGCACGGUGUAUCCCCUGCUGUAUCUCUCGCAUGGCGGCAAUGGAGCAGCCGCCGACUGGCAGAACCAGGGGUACAUCUCCAACCUGCUCGACCGGUUGAUCGGAGAGGGCCAUCUCGAGCCGACUGUCGUGGUGAUGCCGACCUGGUAUGGCAUCUUACCCAACACGACCAACCCGCAGGCUCUCGAACAACGCAACUAUCCGACUCCGCCUGUCAUCGCAGAGCUGUAUUCCCGCUAUCUGUUCCCGUACAUCGAGGACAAUUACCGGGUCAGCAAUGAGUCCAGCAGGAGAGCCUUUGCCGGUCUCUCGCAGGGUGCAUUCGUCACUUAUGAGUUCUAUACCGCGUACACCUCGUAUUUCGGCUACUUUGGCUUUCUUUCGGGCGCAGCAGCGACAAACAGCGAGAAUGAAGCCCCUCCCUUGUCCGAAUAUGUCAAUGCCAGCAUGGCGGCGGCGAAUCCCGAUCUGCUCGAUCGAGGCAUCUUUGUCUCGUACGGCCAGUAUGACGUGCUGUAUACAGAUGCCCGGCGCAUGCAAGAAGCCCUGGACGCGCUGAAUGUCACGUAUGUCUCUCGCUUCAUUCCGUGGGGGUAUCAUUUCUGGAAUACUUGGCAGGAUGCAUUUUGGCAUUUCGGACGGGCGGCGUUAUGGCAGCCCCUGCCUUUUACCCGAUAUACAGGAUAUGGACAGUAAUUAGAUAGCUUACGGUCUUAGAUUCAUUUCUUGACCAGUUCUCUUUCUUAGGGUUAGAGUUAGGUUAUGCCGAGAUAGCAGGUAGCUGCUAAAUACUUAUUUACUACUCCU